Molecule: messenger RNA, 1041 nt
Organism: Menidia menidia (Atlantic silverside)
Lineage: Eukaryota; Metazoa; Chordata; Actinopteri; Atheriniformes; Atherinopsidae
Source: the annotation of a GenBank genome assembly
CUGGACGUGGCUCUAGCCCGGUUGAUAAAGCUCCGAAAAUGCGAGUGUCCAGGAAGUGGAGCUAACGGCGUCUCGCGGAGCAUCCUCGUUCGGUUUCCAUGGUUUCCUUCUGAACAAAUCGGGGUCUCUCUGGGGGAUCCUGCCUCGCGACUCCCAACGAUUCCCGCUUUAAAAACCGCAUCUACCGCCAACAAACGUCGGGAGAAACGUCCUCCCCGGAGCUCGGAAUGCGCGCCCCCGCUCGUGCACGUGGCCUCGCCGCGCGCGCCCCCUUUGCAGCCUGAAACCGGAGGAUGCGAUGCACAAUUCCGACCCGACCGGGGAGGGGGGGUGGGUUGGGGGGAGGACAGCGGUCUCGCCCCUCCUGCGAAGUCCAGCCCCCAGCAGAGGCAGCCGCCGCCGCCUCCCAGAAGCGAUGAUCCGGCCUCGGAGGACGACGGAUGCCGCGUUUCGGAGCAGCCGGGACGGAGCGCCUCUUCGUCGGGGAGCAGCAACCGCAGGCUACCGCUGAUGUCCCGCACCAUGGGGGCCAAGCAAACCAAAGGCCAGGAACCCGGGGGAUCCAGUCCUCAGCACAGCUGGAAGCGGACCCCCUCCAAGGAGAGGGGGGACCUCUUCGCCUCCCUCAUGCUGAGGUCGGGGGACCGGCUGGGCCGCGGCGGGACGCCGCCCCCCCCCCUACCAGCGCCGCAUCGGGAUGAUCCAGGAGAUGAUGCUGAUGGCCCGGCAGGGCAAGCAGGACGAGGCCACGGAGAUGCUGAGGACCCUCCGGCAGGUAGCCUGCCGGGUUUUGGGGACCUGGGCAUGGAGUCCACCUCUCUGGACGACGUGUUGUACCGCUACGCCAGCUUCCGGAACCUGGUCGAUCCCAUCACGCACGACCUGAUCAUCAGCCUGGCCCGAUACGUGCACUGCCCCAAGACGGAAGGGGACUCACUUGGGGCGAUGGAGAAGGUCUGUCGUCAGCUGACCUACCAUCUCAGCCCCCACUCUCGGUGGAGGAGACAGGGCCUGCUGAAGAGGAAACCCCAGGCAUGGUGA